Molecule: messenger RNA, 3016 nt
Organism: Paramormyrops kingsleyae
Lineage: Eukaryota; Metazoa; Chordata; Actinopteri; Osteoglossiformes; Mormyridae
Source: RefSeq, a predicted model, not a curated record
UGAUGCUUCAACUAAGCUUACUCCAAAACCUAUGCUUUAUGGCAGGGCUCUUCAAAUCUCCCCAAUCCCAAAUCCAGGCCUUGUUUUCAGUUCCCCCAGGUACUUAGAUGAAUAACUACUGAUUCUCAUUGGCUGCAGAGGCUUCACACCUGGUUCACAGGUAAUGGAAGGCUGGAAAAUGAGCAGUUCUCGAGCCUUGAGGACCGUGAUUUGAAUAGCCCUGCUUUAUGGCCUCCUGGUCAGCUUUCACAACACCAGCAGUCACAUGACACAUCUACCUGGUUCCCCCCUAAGGUACCAAGUGUAGGUUCUGGCCCAGCUGAAGUGUUGUUCUCACGGUUGUUGCCUUUGCCAUUUCGAUGGUUUUACCUCAGGUGAACCAGGACUUCACCCUCCUCUUUGGGCUGGAGACCUCCUGCAAGUUGCUGGAGAGUUGGACCCACGUUUUCAAGGCCAAAGUCAUCAAGGAAGCCAAGUGUCUCACGCAGUCGGCCGACCUGUCCGUCCUGCUGAGGAGCGCGGAGCACGAGUCGGACGGCCACUGGGACCCAGCUGAAGACCAGGGGUGGGACAGUGACUUGGCCUCCAUGCUGCUGCUGGUUCACCUUUUGCCCCCACCCCCAGGAAGGAGGAAAUCAGCCAAAAUCAGCGCGCGUGAAGCCGUCGACCGCAUGGUCCAGUUUCAAGAGCUGAACUCCAGACCAGAGCCGAGUCCCCGUGUGCCAGGAGGCCAGCGGCAGCCCUUCCUGGUGGCCGUGGGCCGCAGGAAGGACCAGAUCCAGAGCUUCUUCAUCUCCCUGGAUGGGCGCCUGCUGCCCUGUCAGGCCGGCAGCUCGCUGGGGGCCUUCGACGAGCUCUUCAAAGCACACUUCGUGUUCGGCCUGACCUAUGACGAGGCACUCAGCAGUGUGUACACCUUUCUGCAGACCACCAUUUACCACAUCGACGUGGGCAGCGUGAAGGAAAGCCCCCGAGUUAAGGAGCUGAGGGCCAGGCUGCUCAAUAACUGCUGACCCACCCCUUGGUGGCUGUCCACUUGCUGACCUCCCCAGGACCCCCCUGAUCCCAGGCGCCAGAAAAGACGGAGCAGCUUUGACAGGAAUAAGCAGAAUCAUUUCUGUUACUGUCUUAUGGAUUCUGGCUUCAUCCUCUGACCACUGGGGGGCGCAAUAGCGACCUGUUGAAGGGGACAGGCCCCAUCUCUCAGGUGCUGCUCCUCAGGUCCCUCCCAUCAGACUGCGACCCCAGAUGCUCCGCAUGGGAAGUAAAUGCAAGAGGCUUCACUUCCGUGAGCAUGGAUUGGUCUGCGGGGUCCACAUAUGAAUCAGCCAUUAUAUGUGCUGCAAAGAGAAGAAGCAGAGAUUCCAGGCUGGGUCCAGACCACGUAGCAGAGCGAAGGUCACGUUCCAUUUUGGCUGGUUUAUAGUUCACGACUGAAACGACGGCAUCUCACACCAUCCUUGGCUUAAUCACAUUUUGUUAAUAAGUAUUCAGCUGUGACCGGGUCCAUCGCCCUUAUGGUCAAGCCCAUAACAUUAAUUUUAUGCAUUUUUAAUUUUUAAGCAUUUUAAGUCAUAUUAAAGUUUAUUGUCAUACUGGUGAAAAGUAACAUAAUCAUCCACCCAUCCAUGCACUCAUCCCCCUUACAACCAGUGUGGGACAAGAGUAACCUAGGAAACUUUCAUUCAUUAAUUAAAGUAACUUCCAAGCUAGUUAAAAGUGAUUAAAUCCGCAAGUUAAUAAGGUUAGAAUUUGCAAGUUUAACACAAGUUUAAUUAACAAUUUCAGGGGUGAAAAAUGCACAAACCUAAUUUAUUUUUUGAGCAUUUUUGCAUAAAAUUAGACCAGCCAGCUGCAGAAUUUGCAUAAUUUUGCUAGAAUUUGUAAUUCUGGCGUGUUGGGAGGAAAACAAAUUCACAAACCGCAAAUAGAUCCUUACAAUCUAACGUAGAAAGUAUUAACCGUUUUUAUACUUGAUUUUUGUACUUUGUGCUUAUUACCACAACACAGUAUUUUUUGAGCAGAAGUUGUGUUUGAAAUCCUUUUAUAUACUCAAUGCAUCGAUUUAAUUUAUGGAAUUUAGCUUUAAUUUAAAAAUUUAAAUUUUUAUGGGAUUAAGCCGCAACUGUAGUUGGACAGCAAACUAUAAGGCAGCCUUGCGACUUUAAUGUCGGAAACGACGAAGGGGGGGGGGGCAGCGGAAAGUGGAAACUAUUCAGCAAGUUUCUUAGAGAAGUUCAGAGGUUAUUCUGAGCAGAACCUUCCAUUGUGACCAGUUUUUUUUUUUUUUUUUUUUCGCUGCUCAAAAAUAUUUAACCAAGUUCCAUUGUGGUGUAUGUCAUGUUCUCCUGACACAAGUAAACAAACUGGUGUGACAUUUUUUGAUUGAAAGUGAUGUUAACAGGUAGAUGUUCAGUGCUUUCUUUACAGUUUGUGUGCAAGUUUGUGGCACACAGCCAUUGAGUGUUUCCAGAAUUAGAUUAACUUCUUUAAAUUUGGCGUACUGGAAAAGCUGGGCAGGGUGUAAGGCACUUUGGGAGGAAGCGGCCCUCACAUGCCUGUCACGGUGCUUGGGGCGUAAAGGCAGGAGACCAGCGGGGUUUAUAUUGCAUGACCGUCCCCUGUGUGUCACAGCGGCGUGUCCCGUGCGUGUCCUGUGGAUGCUUUCGCUUUGCCCCUGAGUGAGCCCGCGUCUGGGUGCAGGUCGGCGGUUCAGUGCGGGCUGUUUGCUGCACCCCGAUCUGCGCCUCACAUUUCCAUCUCGUUCCAGUGCCUCUGAGAAGUUGGGGCCCAUUAAUGACAUUUUAAUGUUUAGACAUUUUACAUUUUCAGAUUAGCCGUAAGUUUGUACGCUGGUUAGUUACUGGCCCCUGUGUGGUAAUUAUAAGCAUCAUUUGAAUUAGAUGGGUGAUGGUUGGAUGUUACGCCAAGCAGUAACAUUGACGUGCCAGAUAAUCUGGUUUUGUGUAGUGUAUCAUUACAUAAAAUGUUCAUUAAAUUCUUUUUUAUAACAAUG